AUGGCAGUUUCAGCUAUUGGGUUUGAAGGUUAUGAAAAAAGGCUUGAAAUAACAUUUUCUGAAGGUGGUGUGUUUGCUGACCCUGGAGGAGUUGGCCUCCGAGCAUUGUCAAGAGACCAAUUGGAUGAGUUUCUGAAACCUGCGGAGUGCACUAUUGUUUCAUCACUUUCAAACGAUUAUCUUGACUCUUAUGUUCUGUCCGAGUCAAGCCUGUUCGUCCAUCCUUACAAAAUUAUCAUAAAAACUUGCGGGACUACCAAAUUGCUUCUGUCCAUCCCUGUAAUUCUCAAGUUAGCUGAUGCUCUUGACAUUUCAGUGAAAUCUGUGAGGUACACUCGCGGAAGUUUCAUUUUUCCCGGGGCCCAGACAUUUCCUCAUCGUAGCUUUUCAGAAGAGGUUUCUGUUCUUGAUAGCUAUUUCGGCAACCUUGGUUCUGGUAGCAAAGCUUAUGCUAUGGGCGACCCUACAAAGUCGCAGUUAUGGCACAUCUACUCUGCAAGUGCACAGGAAAAAGGAUCAUCGGAAGCUGUUUAUGGCCUUGAGAUGUGUAUGACUGGUUUAGACAAGGAAAGUGCUUCUGUAUUUUUCAAAGAAAAUACACCUUCAGCAGCUUUGAUGACUAAGAAUUCUGGAAUUAGGAAUAUCCUUCCACUGUCUGAUAUAUGUGACUUUGAAUUUGACCCUUGUGGAUAUUCGAUGAAUGGAAUAGAAGGGAAUGCGAUAUCAACAAUCCAUGUAACUCCAGAAGAUGGGUUCAGUUAUGCUAGUUUCGAAGCUGUUGGUUAUAACUACGAUGACAUGGCUCUAGGUGAACUUGUGGAAAGGGUUUUAACAUGCUUCCGCCCAGCAGAGUUUUCUGUUGCUCUGCACAUUGACAUGCAUGGUGAAAAACUAGACAAAUUUCCCUUGGACGUCAUUGGAUACUACUGUGGAGAGAGGUGCACCGAAGAGCUUGGAGAAGGUGGUGCAGUUGUGUACCAAACAUUUGUUCAAGGCGAUGGUAGUGCUUCUCCCAGGUCUAUUCUGAGAUGCUGCUGGAGUGAAGAUGAAAACGAAGAUGAAUCAAGGGAGAUAUAA
Molecule: messenger RNA, 1077 nt
Organism: Sphenostylis stenocarpa
Lineage: Eukaryota; Viridiplantae; Streptophyta; Magnoliopsida; Fabales; Fabaceae
Source: the annotation of a GenBank genome assembly